Pseudozyma flocculosa PF-1 is the source of this 1293-nucleotide messenger RNA. RefSeq lists its product as uncharacterized. The transcript is spliced from 2 exons. The record is from RefSeq and is a predicted model, not a curated record. The coding region runs from base 1 to 1293 and encodes 430 amino acids. Lineage: Eukaryota; Fungi; Basidiomycota; Ustilaginomycetes; Ustilaginales; Ustilaginaceae.
AUGGGGAUGCUGACCGAGGAAGGCGACAAGAGCCUCACCCACGAGAAGCUGGUGCUCAGCCAAUCUUCGCCGCUCGAGAAGGUCCAGUGGAGAGCGUGGAAAGAGGGCUAUAGGCUCCCGCCAAUGCUGUGGUCAGAGUCGAGCAUCGACCGUGAGGCGCGGCAGCAGUCCCAAGCCCCUGCACACCGCCAAAUUGAGGCUGCUCAGCCGGCUGACGACGACUUCGCCACCUCGUGCAAGGUCGAGGCCCUCCGGGAGCUGUACGCCGACGAGCUCGAAGGACGCCAUGGCACGCUCGAGGGCUCUCCUACGCCUCUGCCUCCGUCAGCAUCGCCGCUCAUCUCGCCGCACCCGUUGCCGCCACACGGACGAGGCCAUGCCGAGUUCGCCGUGACGGCAGCCGACGUUCGCGGUUUUGAGGCUCGUUACCCGGAGCUCUGCCCUCUGCUGCGAGUCCAGGCCAAGAUUGUCGCAAGCAUGAGCAACACGGUGGCCAAAGAGCAUCUCGGUGUUGAGUGCGAACUCCAAGAACGUCGCUGCGCCUUGCAUCUCGUGCGAGCGUACGAGGAGCAGCUUCGCGUCGCCCUGGCUCGCAUCCAGGCUCAGGUCGAGGUGGUUCGCCACAACUGUGAGGUGAUCCGUUCGAGGGCCAACGCAAUGUCCGCGCCCUUUGACGAUGCCUUUGACGGCCACACGGCGCCCGAGCCUGUCAAUUGGAGCGGCUCCGAGGCACGCUUGCGCAACCGUACCCGAGGAGAGCAGCGGGCCUCAAGGCCUGCUCACGCCGACGAGCAACAGCCCGGUCCCAGGCAGUCUCUCCGCCAUGCUACUCCACAGCGCGAAUUUGCCGGCCACGCGCAGGGUGUUGCCACUGCCAAGGAGGCAGACUUCGCUCCCGUCGGCGAUACCAAGCCCAACGCAACCGUCCCUGUGGCGACUGGCUCGAGCGGCAUCAAGAGGUUCUUCGGCGAUGAAAACCGCGCGUCUCUGGCCAAGAGGUCCAGGUCGGUGGCGGACUCGAGAGCCCAUCCUCACGGCGGUGGCGGCGACAUGGGCCCGCCGGCGCCUCCCGCGGCCAGAGUCUUCCUGCGAGAGCGAGGGGCGGCAACCCCCGCGGCAGGAUCACCGGCGUUCUUCGAGAGUGUCGAGCCUGUCAGCAGGGCCAGCGGCGGCGGCGCCGCGGCAGCAGACAAGGAUCGCGGCACUGGGUUUGAAAGUAGCCCGCGUCCAUCGUCCAGCAGGGCUAGGCAGAUGGAACAGGACGACGGCGGAGUCGAGGGCCGCAAGGAGUGA